Messenger RNA from Pocillopora meandrina, 2034 nucleotides. The record is from the annotation of a GenBank genome assembly. NCBI's taxonomy places the organism in Eukaryota, Metazoa, Cnidaria, Anthozoa, Scleractinia, Pocilloporidae.
GCUAAUGCACUUCAGAUGCGUUGUGAUUAAUUUCGGGAAAGUUCGAAAAUCGAGGGAGUGAAAUCUUUCACUAUCGCAAAAAUUCCUUAAGAUAAUUAUCAUUUGCCAUAUUUGGUUUGCUUACGCUUGGGUGUAACCAACAAGUAACCAUCCCAUAUUCUAAUGAACACAUUGUCAUUCACAAUUUAAUUUGCCUGAAGCCUCAAUCGGUGCGUUCCUUUACACGAAUUAGUAGAGCAACAACAAAAUGUCCAGCAAGGCCAAGACGAAGAAAUCGACCAAGAAGCGAGCUCAGAGAGCAACUUCUAAUGUAUUUGCAAUGUUCGAUCAGUCGCAAAUUCAAGAAUUCAAAGAAGCAUUUAACAUGAUCGAUCAAAACCGUGAUGGCUUUAUUGACGCGGCUGACCUGAAAGAUAUGUUUGCCUCUCUGGGCAAAGAAGUUACAGAUGAUUACGUGGAUGACAUGUUGAACGACGCCAACGGUGCCAUUAACUUUACCAUGUUUUUGACCCUCUUUGGAGAGAAACUUAACGGAACCGACCCUGAGGACGUCAUUAGGAAUGCAUUCGCGUGUUUUGACGAGGAGCAGUCUGGCCAGUUACAAGAGGAUAGAUUGGUCGAUUUGCUGCAAACUUUAGGCGAUAGGUAAAGUAAUCUUUGUUAAUAUAACUUACAAUAUUUUGCUCAGUUAUUGCCCAGCGUGAGUUUUAUAGCGCGAAUUGAGCUACCCUUUGUGUCGUGUAAAGAACUCUUCAAAUGUUUGAAACCUUUUCUUUGCGUGCACGUACUGUUAUUUGUAAUUAAUCGCAGUUGAUUUGUUUUCUCUUUUUGUAAGAAUCACCCACUGCUAGCGUUGAGAAUCAAUUCCACUCCUUUAAAAAUCCAGGCUUGGAGUUAGAAUUAAUAUUUUUCUUGGGAAUUUUCGAGAUUUGUGCAACAGAUGUGAUCAAUUGAUGAUUAGAAUGCUUGUCACAGACAUGAACAAUUAGCCUUGUUCACAACACCGUGAAAUCGAACUAUGGUUGUCUUUAUUGUACUGAAAUGUUCGUUUGUCAAAACUGUCAGAUGCUAUCUUGAACACUUUUUAGCUAUUGUAAUGUUCGUCUCUGUAAAAUUAUGUUUUUCGAAUAGAUUUGGUAUUUUUCUGGCCACUUUCAAAAUGUUUGUUUGUCCCAUCAAAUCUGAAUGCGUUAUCACAAAAUGUGAUCUUCCAAUCGAACACGAAUGUAAUUAACAUAUCUACAAUGAAACUUACAAUUUCGUUUAUCUAAAUCCCGUUAAGAGCUUCAUGAGCAUAUCUCUUCAAAACUCGAUUUGGCUGAUAAAAGUUUCAUGUUCUGUUGAACAUCAGUGCAAUCAAAGCGAGUGUUUUUAACACCCAAAUGCCUAACAUUCUUUUCGACAUUCUGCAAAUCGCGGUGUUUGUUUUCACAAUUAGUCAAGUUAUUGAAUUUUUCUUUCGUUCACAUAACAGGUUUUCCGAUGCAGAAAUCGAUGAAAUGUUGCAUGGGGCUCCAGUAGAUUCCAAAGGCAACUUCAAUUACGUGAAGUUCACAAGAAUAAUCAAGCAUGGGAAGGAUGAUGAUUGAGAAGUCACUGUGAAUAACUCGCGCAACGAGGAACUUUGUUUCCAAUUUUGUAUAUUUCACAUAUGGGGCCAUGUGUUUUCGGCCUUUCUUCACCUGCCAUUGUUGGGGUGUAGUCUCGCCAAGACUAUCUUCCCAUACAAAUGAUUAAUAAAAGCUCUCCUCAGUUACUUUGAUUUUCAUAGUAGGCAUUCCAUUAUAAUUACUUGCUGCACGUAUUUCUACACGUUAUCAGCAGGAGCUGAUAAUGUGGACAGGAAAUGUUAUUACUUCGUAAGUGACAUAGACGACUUUGCUGAUCCUUCAAAUUUCCCUCAUCUAUUGUUUGAGUUUUGUUUGUGUGUUGUUUUGAGGGAGGUGUCUUGGCCUUGAUAUGCUCGUCUAGUUAUCCCAACCGUGCCAACAUGAUCAAAGAGUAACCUGAGUACCAGGCCUUCCUACAAAAGGG